This is a messenger RNA of Amoebophrya sp. A25, 556 nucleotides long. The record is from the annotation of a GenBank genome assembly. NCBI's taxonomy places the organism in Eukaryota, Dinophyceae, Syndiniales, Amoebophryaceae.
UCUGGCCUUCCCAAUAGACAAGCCUUUGAUUACCAACCUUGUUUACGCCCUACCUAUCAUCCUGUAGACAUUUCACGUCCGUGUAGAAAAGACCGCUGUUUUCUUUGUCGUUUUGACUACCCACCAAACUUCUCACUAUAUAAGUCUUAUCUUAGGGUGCAGUUUCGUAAUAAUUUGAAAGUAUGCUGUUCGAAUGAGCCUCAUUUUAAUUUAGUCUAUCUAUGCUCAUGCUCUUGCGGCCUAACAUAUGUCGGCAUCACGACGGCUGACACUGCCUACAACUAUAAUCGAAUGCACCUACAUGAACAGAAGAUGAAUAGCUUAGAUAAAGAAGAUCCGCUACAGAUACAUACAACAGUCGACUUCCCAUCACACACACAGGCCUGGCGAGUGCUAUGGGUAGAAGACGAAACUGGCUUAGCUUCCGUAGGGGGGCACAGAGUCAUCAAUUUGAUAGAGUCUUUCUUUAUUAUGGCUUAUAAGACGUUCCACCCUUAUGGCCUCAACCAGAGAUGGAUUUGCCCAAUUACAUUCAAAGAAGUAGAUAGCGCGAAAC